AUGCGGCUCCACAGGAGACAAGAGCCGACUUGGUACUGGCGCUAUAAGCGCCAGGAACAAGGCCUGGAGGGCAUGCUCCUCGCCCUCAAUUACGCAAAGAGACACGCAUCCCCUGAGAAGGAUCUCGACCACUGGCUCAGUCGAAAACGAGUCGGCCUGCAUCCUCUCGACUUCACCACUGGAGAAACCUGGUGCUCCAACUCUACCUCUCCAUUCUUCAUGCCAACAGAUGAAAAGGUUCUCUAUCAGAAAAAGAACCAACCCAUCCACCGCCGCGCCGCUGUUAGAAAGAUCCCUCUGAAGACCCGCCUUUCCAAAGGGCAAGAUAGCUCUCCAAUGCGCGACCUCAAAAUCCGGGACGAGCUUUCCCAUGAGCUCGAAAACUACCGUAUCCGCGCCAGCAGAUAUCGGCGCCCAAGUGGCUUCAAAUCCUUCAAAACCGACUCUGCCACUGAGGGCCGGGGUAUUAUCAGAGACAGCCCUGUGUCCGCCUACAUCCCUCGCGCUGCGCAGAUCCCCAAUAGCCACCGUAUUGUGACGUUUGUCACGGAUGAAUACAACACCCCAGAAAUAAAUCGACCCUCCGCCACGGAGAUGGAGCUCCUCAUCGCCAUGAUAAAAGGCGGAAUGCAGAGCCAAAGGCGUGCAGAACACCUCUCAGACAAAUAUAACCGUGCCAAGAAGGGUUCCAUCAACUAUAUCAUUCCUGCACUCAUUAUCUCAAUCUACCCUGGCGCCCAAGUCCGUGUUCUCUACGGAUACCUCACUGAACGGGUUCAUAUCCAUUACACCGAGCCUCAGCAAUUCACAGAGGAAAAAUUUGAAGAGAUGAUGGAGAAAACCCUUCGCUGGGCAAUGCCCGCUACCGGGGAAGACAUUACGCGAAUCGUUAUGCUGGACGAUAUUGAGGAGAUUGAUGAGACUGAAGAAGAGCCGGAAAAGGGGCAAGAGAAAGAGGCUGUGGAAGGAUGCGCGGUUCAUGUUUUCAUGUCCGCAAAUAAGAAGAAGAGCAAGGGGAAGACGAAGAACCAGGGCCACAGAGGAAGGAAAAUGUUGGCUGUGACUACAUCAGCGGCUCAAACAUGA
This is a messenger RNA of Penicillium macrosclerotiorum, 1086 nucleotides long. RefSeq lists its product as uncharacterized. The transcript is spliced from 2 exons. Bases 1 to 1086 code for a protein of 361 amino acids. The record is from RefSeq and is a predicted model, not a curated record. NCBI's taxonomy places the organism in Eukaryota, Fungi, Ascomycota, Eurotiomycetes, Eurotiales, Aspergillaceae.